AUGUCCAACAAGGCAAACACUGGGAAGGUGGACUCCAAUUCAUACCGCAUCUUCGUGGGAGGGCUUCGAAAGACGACCACAGAGGACCGCAUCCAUGCGCACUUUGCCAGAUUUGGCGAGGUGCAGGUUGUGGAGAUCAAGCGCCAGCCCGAUGGCACUUCUCGAGGGUUUGCCUUCGUGCGAUUUGCACGGCUUGACUCUGUGGAUCGGGCAAUCGAGGCCCACGCUCAGCACAUGAUCGACAACAAGUGGGUAGAUGUGAAACGGCACGACAGUGAUGCCCACUCUGCUGGGCCCGCUUCUGCCUACCGGGAGGACCGAGAGCGGAAGAAGAAAAAGGCUACGGCUAGUAGCGAUGACGAUGCUGUGGACGACAGCAAGGCCGCGCGUUCGAUGCUUCAACAGUCAAUGAAGAAUGCCAUGGGACAGGUCGACGGCGACGAGAAGGCCGAGAAAGGCAUGAAUCCGGCCAUGAUGAUGGGAAUGAUGAGCAUGAUGAACCCGAUGAUGAUGGCUUCCAUGAACCCCAUGAUGGCCAUGAAUAUGAUGGGUAUGCAAUCCAGGUCGGAAGGUGGUGAUGGCGCAAGCGGGCAGCCCGGGCCGCCAAAAGCAGGAAGUUGUGCACAAAGCAAUGGCAUGGGAAACUUUGGAAGCGUUCAAGGUGAGGGUGUGUGUGGGCAAGGCUGUAUGGGUGGUCGUGGUUGCUGUGGUGGCUUUGGCUGCGGUGGUUGUGGUGGCUGCCCUGUCUGUAGUGGCUGUGCUGGCUGUGGUGGCUGCGGUGGCUGCGGUGGCUGUGGUGGCUGCGGUGGCUUCGCUGGCUGCGGUGGCUGUGGUAGCUGUCCGGGCUGUGCUGGCUGCGGAGCUUGUGGUGGUUGCGGUGGUUGUGGUUGCUGCAGUGGCUGUAGCUGUUGCGGUGGCUGUGGUGGAAGCCCUGCUUGCUGUUGUGGUGGGGCUUGUGGCAACAGCGUGUUGGCCGGAGGUCCUGGCAGUGGUGCCAACAUGAGUGUUGGACAUUGCGCGGCCAACACCGCGCCUGGUUGCCCCGGUUGUGGGUUCGUUGGCGGCGGUAGAUGUGCUGCCAGCACUGACAGCGGCCCGGUCUCAUCAAAAUCUGGAAGGUCGGCUCCGUACUAG
This is a messenger RNA of Symbiodinium sp. CCMP2456, 1134 nucleotides long. NCBI's taxonomy places the organism in Eukaryota, Dinophyceae, Suessiales, Symbiodiniaceae. The record is from the annotation of a GenBank genome assembly.